GCUACCGUAAUGAUUGUAGUUGCUCCCAGGGGGCGGGGCCUGAAACUGAAAGGCAUGCCGGGAUAGCUGUCAUGGCGCGGUGUUUGGAAGGUUUUGUUGCGGGGUGUUAGCAGCGUUAGUAGCCGUGGGUCGCGAUGCAGCGCCCGGUGUCCACUCUGUGUCUGAGUCCCGGGGCGAAGGCGAAACUGGUCCGCGCCGGUUUCCAGUUCACAGCCGAUCUGCUGCACCUCGACCAGCUCCAGCUCAGCACAGAGGCGGGUCUGACCCAGCAGGAGGCGCUGGAGGUGCUGCAGAUUGUGAGGAGCGAGGGAGGAAGAGGAAGAGGAGGAGGAGGAGGAGGAGGAGGAGGAGGCGUGGCCUCGCUAACGGCUCUGGAGCUCCUGCAGAAGGAGGAGCAGCUAAAGAGCAUCGUGACGUUCUCCUCUGAGCUGGACGCUGCUCUAGGAGGAGGAUUAGCAGCUGGAAGGACGACGGAAAUCUGUGGAGCUCCAGGAGUCGGAAAAACACAACUGUGUCUCCAGCUGGCCGUGGACGUCCAGGUCCCUCAGUGCUUCGGGGGGGUCGAGGGACAGGCGGUCUACGUGGACACCGAGGGCGGCUUCGUCCUCCAGAGACUCGUGGACGUUGCCACCGCCGCCGUCAGACACUGCUCCCUACUGGCAGAGGACGCCGAGCAGAGGGACGCCAUGGCAACCUUCACCGUGGAGACCGUCCUGUCCAACAUCUUCCUGGUGCGUUGCCGUGACUACGAGGAGCUUCUGUCUGAGCUCCUCCUCCUUCCAGACUUCCUGUCCCAGCAUCCGAGGGUCCGCCUCCUGGUGAUUGACAGCGUGGCGUUCCCGUUCCGCCUUCUGUUUGACGAGCUGUCUCUGAGGACACGCCUCCUCAACCGUCUGGCCCUGCAGCUCAACGCCAUGGCAACCAGCCACCACGUUGCCGUGGUGAUCACCAACCAGAUGACCACGAGGCUGCGGGGGGGCGGCCAAUCACAGCUGGUCCCUGCCCUCGGUGACGGCUGGGGACACGCCCCCAACAUUAGGCUCCUCCUACGGUGGGAAGGGUCACGGCGACUGGCGGCCAUCUUGAAAUCGCCAAGUCACACGGAGGCCACCGUCCAAUACCAGAUCACCUCUGACGGGUUCAGAGAUGUCGACCAGUCGGAGCAGCCGCAGAGCAAACGGCCAAGAACUGAAACAGAGAGCCAGCAGCUGAUUGGUCAGAGACCGUCGGCCAAUCAGAACUCAGAGAGCCAGCAGCUGAUUGGUCAGAGACCGUCGGCCAAUCAGAGGACGAGCUGUGUUCAUGUUCACGUAUUUAAAUAAAGUCAAGCUUUGUUUCCAGAA
Messenger RNA from Mugil cephalus (flathead mullet), 1343 nucleotides. It is a transcript of the gene rad51c, whose product is annotated as RAD51 paralog C. The transcript is spliced from 4 exons. Lineage: Eukaryota; Metazoa; Chordata; Actinopteri; Mugiliformes; Mugilidae. Gene Ontology annotation, biological process: meiotic DNA recombinase assembly; reciprocal meiotic recombination; DNA repair. The record is from RefSeq and is a predicted model, not a curated record. Gene Ontology annotation, molecular function: crossover junction DNA endonuclease activity; four-way junction DNA binding; ATP-dependent DNA damage sensor activity. The coding region runs from base 135 to 1322 and encodes 395 amino acids. Gene Ontology annotation, cellular component: Rad51C-XRCC3 complex; Rad51B-Rad51C-Rad51D-XRCC2 complex; replication fork.